CAUCCCAAGCACACGGAAAGAAAGCUCAAGACGCACACGGCACCGAGAGAUUACAAUACAGCAUGAGGCCAACCGCAGGAACCACCGCAUCGGCGCUCGUGGUGGCAAUGGCCGCAGUGGCGGGCCUUGCGCCCGGGACCAGCGCCCUCCAGGCGGCACCCACCACCGCCACCAAAACACCGAGCGGCUACGUUCCCCCGGUCCCCCCGCCGAUCUCCCCGGCCACCAACCUGCCGAACGAGCUGUACUCGUGGAAGGAGGGCCAGCAGAUCCGCUACCAGCGGGCCGGGCCGAAAGACGGCCGUCCCGUCCUGCUGGUCCACGGGCUCUUUGUCAACAGCGACCACUGGAGAAAGACCCUUAGCGGCCUGGCGGAGGAGGGCUUCAACGCCUACGCCAUCGACCUGUGGGGGUACGGGUACAGCAGCAAGCCGCCCCUGGAUUCCCCGGAGGCCCGGGCCGUCAACGGCGAGCAGCGGUUCGAGAACGGGAGCGGCGAAAGCGUCAAGAGGGGCGUGGCGCUGGGAACCGCCGGCGGGAAGCGGACCCGCAUCCGGGACGUCGAGCUGGGCCACCCCAUCGGGUCCCCCUACAACUUUUACACCUGGAGCGACCUCCUGCGGGACUUUUCCAGGGACGUCAUCCGCGGGGGCGAGACCAGCCAACGGUCCCCCUUUGGCCUGCCCCUGUUCGGAGGCGGCGCCAAGGACCAGCAGCAGCAGCAGCCCAUCUCGCUCGUGAGCAACUCGAUCGGGACCAUCAGCGCGCUGCAGGCCGUCAUCGACGAGCCGGACCUCUUCAACGGGGUCUGCGUCGUGACGCCCAACUUUCGGGAGCUCCACAGCGCCGAGAUCCCCUUCCCGGGCGUCAGCAUGCCGGUGGUCCGGGCGAUCCAGGCGACCCUCCGGGAAAAAGGCCAGGGCCUCUUCGACGCCCUCGCCACCCCCGGGACCGUGAAGGAAAUCCUCAAGGAACCCUACAAGGUGCGGUCCGCCAUCGACGACACCCUCGUCGACGUCCUGCUGGACCCCCUCCUGCUGGAGGGCGCCAGCAAGGUCGUCUUCGACACGCUCUCCUACAGCGCCGGGCCCCUCCCGGAGCAGCAGCUGGACGAGAUCGGCGCGAUGGAGGAGGGAGGCGCCGGCGGGAAGAAAAAGACGGUCUGGGUCACCUACGGGAGGGAGGAUCCGUGGACCCCCCCGGCCCGGGUCGACGCCCUCGCCUCCAAGGCCUGCGUCGAGAAGGUCGUCCCCCUCGACGGGAUCGGGCACUGCCCCCACGACGAGGCCCCGGAGCUGGUCAAUCCCUUCAUCCUGGACUUUUUGGAGCGGGUGAGGGAGUGAAGCGAAGCGAAGUGAAAACCCCAAGAAGCGGAGGGCAGGAACGAAAAUAACAAAACGGCGAGAUU
This is a messenger RNA of Pseudo-nitzschia multistriata, 1408 nucleotides long. The record is from the annotation of a GenBank genome assembly. Lineage: Eukaryota; Bacillariophyta; Bacillariophyceae; Bacillariales; Bacillariaceae.